AUGUCCUACCCUACCCUGCCGCCUGUGACACCUCAGAAGCCACUUCCUGGAGCCUUUUUCCAGACGCCCGCGACCAGCAAUGCGCCCGUUUCACAGUCGAUUGCGUCGUCCCAGACGGCGACACAACCAACAAACUCAAGUCCCCAAACUGUCCUUCCUAGGUUCCCUCCGGCGUCCGCCUUAAAACCAGCGACAGCUCCGACUUCAACCACAGAGGACCGUGCCGCGCGAACGGUCAAUGAUACGCUUGCACAAGAAGCUCGAUACCCAGAUCUCGAUAGCUAUUUGUCUCAGGGAUUUUCGUCCGAUUAUGAUAUCCCAUUGUCCUCGUCAUGGGCGCCGUUCCAAAAAGUCAAGAUGUACAACAUCCCCGACCAGAUUUUCGACCAAUAUAACUUAGCCCAAGUAUCAACCAGUAUGGGAUUGUUGGCAGAGUUGCACCACGCGUGGGUGGCGAUUGACAACGCGCUGUACAUUUGGGACUACACGCACACAAAUCCUCAGUUGGUCGGGUUCGAGGAUCAACCUAAUAGCAUCAACUCUGUAAAGCUGGCCAAACCCCGAGCUGGCGUGUUUCUUCCUUCGAUCACCCAUCUGCUUGUCAUCUCAACGACCGCCGAGGUUAUCCUUCUAGGAAUGAAGUGCGAAACCACACCCGGGGGAAGUCGUCAAGUCACAUUGUUCCAGACGGGAAUGUCGACAUCCAUCCGAGGAUUGGACAUUCACAUCCUAACCUCCUCGGACGCGACUGGCCGUAUCUUCUUUGCCGGAACAUCAGAUAACGACGUCUACGAGCUCACAUAUCAACAGGAGGAGAAGUGGUUCCAAGGUCGAUGCUCAAAGGUCAACCAUACCAGCUCCCGGCUCGCAACGUUUGCGCCGUCUUUGAGUUUCACACAAUCGGCCUCGGAACAUGUUGUCCAAAUGGAGAUUGACGACUCCAGGCGAUUAUUAUAUACUUUGUCAUCUGCAUCUACCAUCAGGGUCUUCCACAUGAAGACGGAUGGUACUCUCUCUCUUGCUAUCACGAAGCCGGCCCUCGAUAUCUAUGCCAACAUUGGCCAUAUAAUUGCUUCAAACCAAACACUGAACGCUAAAGUCAAGAUUGUUUCAAUCAGUCCUGUGCCGGCGGCGGAGGCAUCGAGGUAUCACUUGAUGGCUACGACCGCAACUGGCUACCGUAUAUACCUGAGCGCGACUGGUUCCUACAGCUGGUCUCCUGCACCAAAUGGCGCAACUGCUCCAACGAGUAUGCAGGCCCAUUAUGUGAAAACCCCUCCUUUCGAUAAUCCCGCCCCUGCAGCGCAGGGCCAACCGCGCUUCCAGUCAUCCAUGGCAGCCAAGGUUCCGAUAAACACCCUCAAUCCCACAACAUUCGCGGCCCGGUAUCCACCAGGAUACUUCUUUUGCUUUACCUGCCAAGAUGCCACACAAAAGACGGAUACUUUAUUCAUAUCAGCCCCCGACUCCGGGCGCGUGGCUCGUUCACAGGAGAAUGUAAUCCCCGGGAAAGCGGCUGAAACCGGGAUAUGGCUCUCCUUGGGCAGCAGAGCGGAGGAUAUUGGACUCAGCUCACCAACAACGCCAGCAUCAGCGAGCCCAGGGGGCUUCGGUAACGAACUAGCCGUUCAAUUUGACAACCCAGCCGCGGAAGUCGCUAUACUUACCAAUACUGGUAUUCACGUGUUCCGAAGGAGGCGACUCGUUGACAUAUUCGCUGCUCUAGUGCGCAACGGAGGUAGCGGCGGUGACGAGGGGCUUGAGGGCGAGAUUAAGAAUUUCAUCCGUACGUAUGGCCGGAGCGAAACGCUUGCAACUGCCCUCGCGGUUGCGUGCGGUCAAGGCGUCGAAGUAUCUACGGACUCCCGGUUAUCAAAGAUCAAUGACCCGGAAGUCCUUGAGUUUGCUCGCAAGGUCUUUAUCGACUACGGCGGGCGGCCGACUUUGAAUGAGAAUGCGGUCGCUGACAACUCAACACCCGCUAUUGACACAGUUGUUCCAUCCCCUCGACAUGCAGGUAUUGCGCUGUACAUUUCAAGGCUUCUACGUUCAUUAUGGAAGAAGGAGAUCGCCAAAGUGGGCAGCGCGCCCGGUGGAGCGCAGACGAUCUCGUCUUCCUUCCCGGCUGCCAAAUUACAGGGUGUUCAGCGAGACCUGUCUGCUCUCCAGGAGUUCUUCAAGUCGAACAAGUCUUUCAUCGAAGGCUUGAGUGGCCCUGAAGCCCUUGCGCGCGUCUCGACGAAACAGGAGGAAAUUGAGCUGCAAGCUGAGCACCGGGCGCUGCACUCGCUCGUCCAGCUAGUGUCUCACACAAUUGAGGGCAUUUCGUUCGUGUUGGUCCUGUUCGAUGAGAAAGUUGAAGAGAUCGUCGCACUGUUGCCGGAGGAAUCGAAGCAAAAAUUCUUGAAACUCACGUUUGAAGAGCUCUUCAGCACCACCAAAGGUCACGAAAUCGCCAAGGAGCUAGUCAAGGGGAUUGUAAACCGAAACAUAGCCAAGGGUGCUAAUGUCGAGACUGUUGCAGAUGCGUUGCGCCGCCGAUGUGGCAGCUUCUGUAGUGCUGAAGAUGUUGUGAUUUUUAAGGCCCAGGAGCUCUUGAAGAGGGCUACAGAGGCUGGUUCCAACUCCGAGCUUGGCCGCAAUCUGCUGAACGAGAGCUUGCAUCUGUUCCAACAGGUAUCGGAGAGCCUCCCAAUGGACUACCUAGUGCCUGCCGUCGAAAGCUAUAUCUCAAACCAGUUCUUUGCUGGUAUGUUUUCAAGUGUCCAAUUGAAACGUCGUUUUUUAACUUCUAUAGGUGCUAUUCAACUUGCUUUGAAUGUCGCUGGUCGAUCAGACAAGGCUAACUUGGCGUUGUCAUGGAUGAUGGAUGGCCAGCCCCAACCGGACCCUCGAAGAGAUCACUAUCUGUUCAGGAAACAAUGCUACGACCUGAUUUUCAAGGUUAUACUCGCCGUCGACACUCUUGCCGCUCAGGAUCCCGGCGUCGUUGAUGGGCAGCUGACAAUCGUCGCCAAACGCAAAAAUGAGGCUUAUGGGAUCAUUUCAGAUUCGACAGAUGAAGUAUUCUUGACAAGCUUAUAUGAUUGGUAUUUGGAGCAGGGAUGGAGUGAUCGACUGCUAAGGUCCGACUCUCCAUUUGUCGUGGUAUACCUCAAGCGCAAAUCGGCAGACGACCUUGCCCACGCCGAUCUCCUAUGGAAAUACUACACGCAGUCGGAGCGCUUUUUUGAGGCGGCCAAGGUGCAACUAGAACUCGCAAACAGCUCCUUCGUUCUUCCUCUUAGCCGGAGAAUUGAAUAUCUCGGCCAAGCGCGGGCAAACGCCUCAACCUUCACACAAGACGUCGGACGACAAGCCCGCCAGCGAUUGCUGCAGGAAAUCUCCAACCUCAUCGACAUUGCGAAUAUCCAGGAUGACCUUUUACAACGACUAAAGGACGACCCAAGGCUCGAACCCGAGCAACGAGCCAGAGUUCUCGAGGACGUUGACGGCUCCAUUCUUACGGUCUCUUACAUGUUCAACCAAUACGCCGACAGCGCAAGCUACUACGAUAUCUGCCUCCAGAUCUUCUACAUCGCCGAUUAUCGCAACCCAGCCGACAUCCGCGCCACAUGGCAACACCUCCUCCAGGACUUGCACGAUGAGACUCUCGCCCGCGGUUCCCCUCAGCCCUACGAAGCCGUUACCCAAAAAUUCCGCUCUCUAGGCUUUCGUCUCCACAUGUCUGAGACCAUUUUCCCUAUCCCCGUUCUUCUUCCCAUGCUCGAGCGCUACGCCCUAGAACACCAGCGCAAUGUCGGACCCCCAACGUGGGUCAUCGACACUUUCUUUGACCUCGGCGUCGCCCACGAAACUAUCUACUCCGUCCUUGAGUCCAUGUACUACACCGAUGAAGCUCCUUUCCAAGGCACAAACCGCAAAUUCAUCGCCCGCGAUCUCCUGUACACCAUCGAACACUGGUUCCACGAUACAGUGCGCCUAGGCGGUAUUGUUUUCGGAAGCGACCUCAUCGCCGAGCGCGUAGUUGAGAUGCUUGUUCUUUUGCAGCAGGGCGGGAUCACCCAGGAACAGAUGCAGGUCGCGCACGAGCUGAGGGCUAGAAUCCAGGAUAUUUUGCGAUGA
Messenger RNA from Aspergillus calidoustus, 4125 nucleotides. The record is from the annotation of a GenBank genome assembly. Lineage: Eukaryota; Fungi; Ascomycota; Eurotiomycetes; Eurotiales; Aspergillaceae.